Molecule: messenger RNA, 778 nt
Organism: Moneuplotes crassus
Lineage: Eukaryota; Ciliophora; Spirotrichea; Euplotida; Euplotidae
Source: the annotation of a GenBank genome assembly
AAUUUUCAGAAUCUAUAAAGAUGUGUCUAUCUGCAAUGAUGAUGGGAGGUGGCGGAGGAGGCCAGUUCUUCUCAGAACUACCCAACCAACCCGCUGCAAAAAUGUACAGGAACUUGUUAUGGGUGGUCCUUUUGGCACAUCUUGGUUUGGCAAUUGCCUUUAUUGUGGUGGCUGGUACAAGAGGAAUAUUUGAGCUGAUAGCAGUUAUGGUCCUGUUCUGUGCAAAUUCUCAAGCUAAUUUCUGCUGCAUGGUGAUGUAUAUACUCAGGUUAUUACUUGGGCUUCUUCAAAUGUUCUCAUUUGCAGGUCUAAUUCUACAAAAUUCAGAUAUUGAUGCAAAGAAAGGAGAAUUUAUCAUAGCUUGAUUAUUUGUAGCUUUCUAUAUUAUUGCUCUUGUCAUUUCAUUUUAUGCAUACAGAGAAUAUAAAGCAAUCACGAUGGGUGAGGCUGGAGUUAUGGGAGCAAUGGGCGGUGGAGGCUUUGGUAGUGUGAAUCCUAACCAAAGUGAUGCAAGAGAAAACCCAGGAAAUGAAGGAGAUUAUCAAAGAAUUCCUCAAAAUCAAGCCAAUCAAGCUCAGCCAGCUCCUCAACCGAAUAACGUUCGAGAUGUAUCAGGCAAUAACAAUAAUAAUUACAAUGCUUUCCAAGGUCGAGGAGUAAGACUUGGAGGAGACUAAAUUUACCUUAAUUAUGCUGAAUAAUUAGUCGAGAUUAUUCUCUUUUCCUCGCUUCCUCUCCAAGAGGGAAUAUUCCAACUUUCAGAUAGGAUUAGCCCUAA